GUCACGAGGGACCAGGAAGUUGCCGCUCGGGCCGUGCACUGAAAUCCGAGGCCACGCCCGCUUGAGCUGCUAUACCGCUCUUGUUUUCAGAAGCGACCUGCCCACAACAACAAUAACAACAAGCUGACGCUUCCUCUGCAGAAUUGGUCUGAUGGAGCAAAGGCACUCGGCGUGGCUCGGUGCAGAAAGGCAUCAAUGCGACCGGUGUGCAUACAGCACGGAUCAUCAUGGACAUUUUACACAGCAUCAGAGAACUCACACAGGAGAGAAACGCUUCAAGUGCAGUGUGUGUGGGAAGGUGUUUGCAGAGUCAUCUACUCUUGUAGCACACCAGAGAACACACACAGGAGAGAAACCCUUCAAGUGCAGUGUGUGUGGGAAGGUGUUUGCACAGGCAUCUACUCUAUUAAAUCACCAGAGAACACACACGGGAGAGAAACCCUUCAAGUGCAAUGUGUGUGGGAAGGCGUUUACACAUUCAUCUACUCUUGUAACACACCAGAGAACACACACGGGAGAGAAACCCUUCGAGUGCAGCGUGUGUGGGAAGACGUUUGCACUUUCAUCUACUCUUGUAAAACACCAGAGAACACACAUGGGAGAGAAACCCUUCAAGUGCAGUGUGUGUGGGAGGGCGUUUGCAUGUUCAGCUCAUCUUGUAGCACACCAGAGAACACACACGGGAGAGAAACCCUUCAAGUGCAGUGUGUGUGGGAGGGCAUUUGCAUUUUCAUCUGCUCUUGUAACACACCAGAGAACACACAUGGGAGAGAAACCCUUCAAGUGCAGUGUGUGUGGGAGGGCGUUUGCAUUUUCAUCUGCUCUUGUAACACACCAGAGAAGGCACACGGGAGAGAAACCCUUCAAGUGCGGUGUGUGUGAGAAGGCGUUUACACUUUCACGAAAUCUUCAAAGACACCAGAGAUCACACAAGCAUCAGAAGAUCCACAAGGAGUGGAGUCCGAAAUCAGCUUGUGAAAGUCAAAGUGCCUCAAUGAGCCCAUCCCUCAUCAAACAAGAACCGGAAGAAAAUCCCAGCUUGGACACUUUCAAAGAAAUCAAGGUGAAAUAUGAAGAGGUGAAGGUGGAAUGUGAAGAAGUGAUGGUGAAGAGUGAAGAAGUGAAGGUAAAAUUUGAAGAUGAAACUCCAAAAUGUGACCUUUGCAUCGAUGGAGGCAACGUGAAGCAGAAGGAGAAUUCUGACUGAGGCAGAGCGAGGCAACUCCCAGCAGUUUGUGGAAGUGGAGGUGUGGGUGGACUUCCUCCGAGACAAUACAAAGUCAAAUGGAGACCCGGUAGAUGUGUAAGCCAGUGACGAUGUCGCUCCAAUAGAUGCACCCUUGUCACAGGCCUUUAAUGACAAGAAUGUGAAGUUGAACACUCAGUUCCUAGGUUCAACCUGCAGGGUAAGAGCGGCCAGUCUUUGUGGACCUGUGUGUUGGGUAGAUCUCUAACCAGGAGCGAGAGCCAAUAAGCUCCCAAGCAUUCUCUAUGUUCUCAUAAUUGCAUUUAAAUGGUGUUUGCUUAAUUGCCUCGGCAAUUCGUAGUUUUGUAUCGUUUCUCGUCUCAAACACUCGAAGAGCAUCCCCAAGUAGCAGCUGCCCCUGUGUGGCACAAGGUGGUGGCCCUGCACCGGCCUGCAUGUGGACAAGAGCCUGUCAGUAGGGGGCGAUGGUUGAUGUGGCAUCUCAGUUGUGGAGUUUGUAGAUAAUGUUUAGAAUUUGCUCAAUUUUGACCCAGACACCAGCAUUCGUUUUGAAUGGCGCAAUAGUAUUAGUUAAAAUGAUUGUCAAUAAUUUAGAAUGAAUACUUGUCUGAUUGUGUGCGUACAUGUAACCUUUUGUCUAUGAGAGUCAAACAUUGAAUAAGUGAUGUUAGGACAAAGUGUGUGUUUUGCAAGUAAGCUGUACAGAUCACUCAGGUGAGACUCAUUGUUCUUGUGAUACAGGUCAAAGGGUACUUUUGUGUUUUCAGCAAGCGUCUGCCUCUGGAGCAACUCAUUGUCUUUGAAAUAGGGAGCACACUCGGAUCAUUUCAGUUACAAGGCAAACCACUCAAAAGUUACACGUAGAGGAGAUACAUUCUCUACAACACGAAUUAUAAUUUUGCAUUACGUGUUGACGUAGAUUUUGUCUAACUAGGACGAGAAAUACUCCUUACUGAUUAACGUCUGGAUGUUCACAACCAUCGGUUGAAACAAGCCCGGCUGCUGUUGAGACGCUGUGCACCAAUAAGGGUCCACAGGUGGCUUGCACUGAAUCAUUGACGCACUCCCAGAAGGCUGUGCUAGUUAUAGUUUGUGUAAAACAUUCAUUUGUUUCGUGGAGAGAUCGAUAAAUGAAAGAUGUCGUGUCUGCUGAUCUGCUUCAUAGCAAGGAGGUAAUUCUAAGAGCACAUUUGGAAUGCAUUUUUGGUACAGAUUUGUAUUUGGUUACAAGGCAGAGCACAUCUAGUAGAUACAUUCUCCACAACAACACUCAUUAGAAAUUUGCAUGACGUCUUAUAUGUUGGCGAACUAGGACAAGAAAUGGUCCUUGCUGAUUAACGUCUGGAUGUUCACAACCAUGGGGUGAAGCAAGCCUGACCGCCUGCAGCCCCCUCACAACCAUUUACGGCCUUGGGCCAGGAAAGUCACGAAAAAAUUGCACACGAACGACGCGUUCACGCAAGCACCCGAUGCUCCGUUUUGAAGUUUGAAAAUGCAACAACUUUGAAUUGUAUUAUGUUUUAAAUUGUGUUUCUUCAAUAAAA
Lethenteron reissneri (Far Eastern brook lamprey) is the source of this 2751-nucleotide messenger RNA. RefSeq names its product gastrula zinc finger protein XlCGF17.1-like. NCBI's taxonomy places the organism in Eukaryota, Metazoa, Chordata, Hyperoartia, Petromyzontiformes, Petromyzontidae. Gene Ontology annotation, biological process: negative regulation of transcription by RNA polymerase II; regulation of cytokine production; regulation of immune system process. Gene Ontology annotation, molecular function: DNA-binding transcription repressor activity, RNA polymerase II-specific; RNA polymerase II cis-regulatory region sequence-specific DNA binding. Gene Ontology annotation, cellular component: nucleoplasm. The record is from RefSeq and is a predicted model, not a curated record.